GCGGAAAAAGUCGUUUAUUCAAACAGCCGUAAGUUAGAUCAACACAAAAUAGAAAUCUAGUCUAGAUUCUAGAGUAAGACUCUAGGCCCAGAUACUUAGCAAAAGUGUUUUAGUCAAGAAGUAAGAGAAAAUCGCGUAAACACGUAGAUUCUAGUUAAAAUAGAUCUACAGGAUUAAAUUGUGUAAAUUGUAAAUCAGUUUUGUUUUCUAUCGCUGUGGACAGUAUUCUAGAAUCUAUUAUCUAGGCCUGUGCAAACUUUAGAGGAGACUGUUUUGAUUUUGACAGCUUGUCCGCAACGAGGUUGUGAGUAGCAACGACGUCAGUUGAGUUUGAUCUUACAUUUUGUUGCUGAUCAUUCAUCAAAACAACCAUAAUGAGUCGCGAUUUGUACAAGGCCCGAUUGAACGAAACCAAAACGUCUGAUAGGAGAAGGUCUCGAGGUUUGGAAAGAAAAAGGAACCGAGACGAUGAAGUGAACAAACGGCGACUUUUAUCAGAUGACAUGUCUCCAGUUGUAGAGGAUGACAUUGACAAUGAUGCUACUGUUGAAAAAGUUCAGAAACACUCAAAGGUUGAGACAAGACUUGACAGACUGAAGAAAUGGCGGGAAGAGAGAAAGAAAAAGCAAGAGGAAGAAAAGAAAGCCAAGGCCAAACCGGUGUUUCGCGUCGGCAAAAUGGAGCACAAGGAUCCCGGAGACUUGUUCAACUGGGGGACAGUUGCUGAGAAGCCUGUCAAGCAAAAAGCUCCUCGUGGCGGUCAGACUGAAAGUGCUCCGAAGCCUCAGGCCAGGACAAAUACCCGCGCCGCCGCCGCCGCCAGCAAACUUGUCCAGAAAGAGCCAACGGUGGCGUCGUCCAAAGCAAAGGCUGCUGCGGUAUCCGCUGGCACCACUGGCGGUACUUUGAAGAGAUCUACAUCAACGGUACUGCCAUCGAGCCGGUCGCAGAGAGUGCAGACUGUCGCAACACAAGCGCAACCUCCCAAGGCCAGCACUGCUGCGGGAAAGAAAAAUGUGCGGUCAGCUUCAAAGUCACAGGGUCAGAUAUUUGAUUUUGCCAAACAGAUCAAGCCGGAUGUGCAGAAGAAGACGGAGAUUAUACCUUCAGCUGCCACGAAGAGCAAGAAGGAGACUUCUGGAGGGAAGCGAGCUGUCAGGACCAGGGAUUUGUCCUCCCAGCUGACUGCAGCUGCUAAAGCAAAGAUGAAUACGGAAAAGCACUCUGGAUUUCUCCGGUCUAAGGGCCAAAGAAUGACGAGAAGCUCAGCACAGAAGCAAGUGGAGAAACAAGUGGAGCCACCAAAAACUUUGGAUGCGAAGAAAGUGGCAGAACUUCCAAGAGAAAUGGACGAGCUCGCUGUUGAUGAUGAACAAAGACAGUCAAAUCCCUUUGAGCUUCAUUUGUCGGAUUCGGCGGUGGACAGUCCCAAACACUCGACUCCGGCCCGUGGGAAACUUCGCAAGAGUGUUUCUUCAAACUGCUCUCCAGUGCAAGCGCUAAAUCUGGGCUCGGUCGGCUCCAAACGUCGUCGGAGUCAACGAAACGAGAAAAUUAGGUUGUCUCGGCGGAAGAGUAAAAACGUGUCAGUCAUGGGAGCAGAUUCCGAGUUUGAGGCCGAUGUUAACGACAAUGCACCAUCGUUCCACGACAGCAUCGCCGCGAUAGAGAGUGGCCUCGUUGCUGAUAAACGGGAAAGCGACAAUGUCAAAGAUUGUCCAGCUUUAGACGGAGGUUCUCCUUCAGCUGAGGAAGGAAAUGGUGAAGCAGAAGACGCGUUGCUCCGUGGGGAAUCAGCAAACACUUCCUGCAAAUUGAACGAUACUCUGGGUGUCUUGGAAAAGUCCAAUAAAGAAAACAUGACAUACGAGAGUCCGAAAGAUUCUAGCAAAUCCAAAAUGGAACGCCGGUCUCGAUACUCUGCCGUGAAAGAAGUCAAAGUUGCAAAGACACCGAGGAGGAAGAGCUCUCGUAUUUUGGCCGCGGCAGCCACUGCUGAUUCUGACAUUGCAGACGGUAUUUUGAACUCAGAAAGUCCCGGCAAGAAAAGCAAUCAGCUGGACAAUGGCGACCUAAUGGAAGACGUGGAAGAAAUGUACCAGGCCCAGAAUGUGUCUGACUCGGACACUCAAGUGCCCCUGGAAGCGGACGAAGACGGCACACCCACGACUCAGCAGAGGGAGAGAAUGAGCUCUGCCCUAGGGAAGAGGAAGAGCCUACGACUGGCUGGACUGGCGUCCUCUAGCUCGGAGAUGGAGGAGAACGACGGGGGAGCCUUUGUCUGGGAGAAGAAGACUCCACGACGCAGCAGUCGCAGACAGAGUAAACGAGCUAUGGGUUCUGCUGUGGCCCGAAGGAAAAGCCGGCGCUCAACAGUUGUCUCUGUUAGCAAUGAAGGAACCACAGACAUUGAAGGUGACGACGUUGUUGAGAGCGUGGCGGUGUCCCGACCAGCUAGCACUCCGCCCAGCACCGACACACACCUGGCCACUCCGGCAAAAAGCGCGCCUCGUCAAAGCGUAGCCGCCCUCCGCAGGAGCGUUCGCCGGUCGCUGGUGGUCAGCGUCAGCGAUGAAGGGACGUCUGUCGGAGGCGGGGACUCGUCUGCUCGCUCGGCCGACGCCUACCAUGUUGCCAAAUCUGGCCACCCUGAGGUGUCCUCUCGGAUCUUGCAAGAACUUGUGGUGGAGAAAGUGGACGGGGAAAUCAGUUUUAUCGAGGUGCCCAUGGAUGACAGCAUCGUAGGCUCACCGUCUGCAAAAGAGUCUCUGGCCAACUCUCUCAACGGCCUCAAAGACCAGUCCACACAGCCGUUCUCUCCCAGGAAAUCGGCAGACGUGACGGCCUCCUCGUCCAGUCAAGAAUCGAGCCUUUUCUCGUCGCCGCUGAGGGACAGGAAGUCCCCGGCCGCCGAUCCACAGGGGGGAGAUCGAGGGGUGAUCAAGACUCCGAGGUCACUGGGGGUCAGGGGUCGGUCUUUGGCUCCGACACCAACGACCUUCAAGGAGCCCGGAGAACCUCUGUCUGCGCUCAGGGCCAGGAGCGCCAAGCGGCGGAAGACGGAGUGCUCGCAGACUCCGGAGCAGAUGAUUGAGAUCCUCAAGAAGAGCCCCAUGGUGGAGAUGAGCCGACGACGAUCGCGACACGUUUCCUCGCCCGCUGCUUCUCUGAGCAACUUCACGGCCCUGUUGGACGAGGCCUCCCACGCUGCCACUGACAAAGAGAAGGCCAACAAAUCUGCUCCUGGCCUCCUGGAGGAAGACAACAUGCAGGUGGAAAACCUCCCUCUGCCACAAGACGAAAACGAGCCGUGCACACAGGGCGAACCAUGCACACAGGAAAAACCAUUCACACAGGACGACGAACCAUGCACAAAGGAGGAGGAACCAUCAGUGGUAGCCGUUGAUGAGGGUGAUGCUCAAGCGGCUAAAGUGAAACCUUUCCGAGAUCUGCUCACGUCUGAGACUGCCCGACUGAACAGUCUGUGCCAGGAGUGGACGGAAGUCGGUGCAAAUACCGCCGGCGUCGGGGACGAUGUUCUGGGCCAGCUGCGGUCGGUGGUGGGCAAGGCUCAGCUCCUGAUAGACCAAAGGUUCAAGCAGUUCUCCGGGCUCGUCGACAACUGUCAGUUCAACCUCGGGGAGAAGGAGACAACUCCGACCGACUUGCAAGGAUUCUGGGAAAUGAUUUACUUCCAGGUGGAGGAUGUAAACAAUUUAUUUGCUGAACUUUCUGAGCUGAAGCAAAAUGGCUGGCAGUCCAAAGCGCCGACCCCCGUCAAAAAGGCUCUUGUGAAGAGAAAGCCGUUGGCCAAGGGGGCCAAGGCCAAGGGGAAGUCCAACUUCGCGGCGUUCCGGGCGGAGAUGAUGAAGAGGAAGGCCCAGGGGGCGUCGGCUAAGCCAGCCGAAACGGUCGGCGAGGACACAGAAGCCACCAAGACGUUCGACGGAGGCUUUUUUGCCGUGUCCAGUCCCGUCCAGUCACCUAGCAGCAAGUCUGCUGAGGGACCCCUGAAGCCGGCCUCGCCAACCAAGACCUCUGAAAAUCAAGAUUGUGAGAAAACGGAACAGUCUCCGCAGAAAGACGCGUCUACUCCCACCAACCCAAGGAACAAGGAGAACGAGGCGAGCACUCCGCCCACCAGCCAGCCGACGGUCAUGUCUGUGAAGAGACUCCGCUACACGCCCGCGGUCAGCAGUCCCCUUCUCAACGACAUCACAGAUGUGGGAGAGACCAAGUCGUGAUCUGUGUGUGUGUGUGUAUCUCGCCGGAGCUAAACUACUCUUGUCCAAAGUUUUGCCUCAUCAUGCAUGCCUGUUAUAUAUAAAUACACGUUGAUAGAAUACUGUCUAGCACACACGUGGCGCAACACGCACAUAGCGAACAAAUUUUCUGUUUCUGAAUUAUUUCGUAUACGUGUAUAUUCUCUGUAUUUAGAACAUAUUAUGUGUCACGACCUGGCGGAAUCAGGCGCUCGUCAAUUUUGGGGCAUUUGGGGUUAUUGGUAUCAUC
Molecule: messenger RNA, 4512 nt
Organism: Aplysia californica (California sea hare)
Lineage: Eukaryota; Metazoa; Mollusca; Gastropoda; Aplysiida; Aplysiidae
Exons: 15
Coding region: 375-4244 (1289 amino acids)
Biological process (GO): signaling
Source: RefSeq, a predicted model, not a curated record